AUGUCUACGCAGGAGCAGCAGCUCUGCCAGCUUUUGGCAGAGCUGCCUGCCCGGUUCGACAACCGUUACAGUGAGGAUGCAGCACGGGAACUCCUGACAAGCUUGUUUUGGUCUCUGGCGGGUGGCAACCAAGACUACAUGCGACUUCUGUUCCCCGAUGGCAAGCCUUCCGACAGCUUGAAGCUUGGCGAUGCCCAGGGCGCCGUCGAGGGCGUCGAGUACACCGAAGCAGCCCGCGGCAAGCGAUGCGGACACAUUUUCAAACCUGGCGAGGCCACCUACAUGUGCCGAACGUGCGGAACCGACGACACAUGCUGUCUCUGCGUCCGGUGCUACGACUCAACAGACCAUACCGGCCACAUGGUCCGGAUACACAUGUCUGUCGGAAAUAGCGGGUGCUGCGACUGCGGCGAUCACGAAGCGUGGAAGACGCCCUUGUUCUGCACGAUACAUUCGGACAUGAAACCUGGGCACGGCAAGGGCAAGGCCAAGGAAGCUGUCGGGCUGCCCGAUGACCUCCUGAACAGCCUCCGUAUGACUGUCGGACGCGUCUUUGACUAUAUUUGUGACGUUGUUUCCUGCUCCCCGGAACAGCUGAGGCAGAGCAAAACCAAGGAAUCAAUCUUGAGAGACGAGGAGGCGUCGCGGCUGACAUCUGUCUGUUACGGUCCAGAGGCCGCGUCCUGCAGCGACUUUGCCCUCAUAUUGUGGAAUGACGAGAAACACACAGUCCAGGAAGUCCAGGACCAGAUUGCUAGGGCAUGUAGGAAGACCAGACGACAGGCUGCUGCGGACGCCUGGGAGACCGAUGCUGUUGGGAGAAGCAUCUUGACCUAUUCAACCGACAUUGAUAGACUGCUUCAAAUGGCCAAGAUCAUGGAGGCCAUCAGAGUCACAGUUACGAUCAGGUCGGCGCGAGACACCUUCCGUGAACAAAUGUGCGGCACGCUUGUUGAGUGGCUAGGCGAUAUUUCAGGCUGCUCCAUUGGGCACGACAGUAAUAUUCUUAGGCGAACAGUCUGCGAUGAGAUGAUGAAAACGUGGCGUCAGGGGAGCCUUGCUUCGCACACGUCGUGUGUGAUUGACGACGAAGACGAAGACGAGCAGAGCAUGCCCAGGAUUCACGGCAUAAACGUUCGCUUCAUCAGGGCGCUACAGGCCGCAGUUGCCCCUGGCGGCAAUCUUGAAAUCAACAUCGACAUGGGCGAUGACGACGUGGAUCAGGACGACGAUGCAGACAUGGGCAACGACGACGACGGCCAGUCGCCCACUAGCUCAGUAGCGGGCGGCGAUGAGGACGAGGACGACGACGUCAUGAUGGUAGAUGCCAGGGGAGACGUUGGUGAUCUGGGUAUGAACUGGUCACAAUCGGACCAGGCUCUGGAAGAAGACGAGGCCACAAUGGCAGGCUAUCCUCCGCCUCCGCCUCCGCCGCCGGUUCAAGCAAGACCGGCACGACGAGAACGGGAUGGUACUCCUUCGGACUCCGAUACGGCUGAUCCUUUGAUCGUACCUGCGGCCUUUGUCAAAGCAAAUGCUGAUAUUCCCAAAACUCCCGGGAAAACGGAAAAGCCCACCCCUCGGCCUGGGAGAUACUGGAUCGAGACGCCGCAAGUCUAUACACAACGAGAUGAUGUGCCUCCUGCUGAAGACGUAUUUCAACGUGUACGUCUCGAUUGGCUGCUUCUCUUUGAUCUGCGGAUGUGGAAGAAGGUCAGGAUCGACCUUCGAUCGCUUUACAUCUCAACAGUGGUGUUAGUGCCGGAGUUCAAGCGCGUCUUGGCUUUGAGAUUCGCCAGUCUUUACACGAUACUAGCGCAGUUGUACUUGGUGGGUGACAGGGAACCAGAUCACUCCAUUAUCAACUUGUCGCUGCAGAUGUUGACAUCUCCGUCCAUAACCGCCGAAGUUGUGGAGCGAGGAAACUUUAUGAGCAGCUUGCUAGCCAUCCUGUACACCUUUUUGACUACUCGACAAGUUGGUCACCCGUGGGAUGUGUCUCCUGACGCCGUACUCGCGUUUGAAAGCGGAUCGGUGACCAACCGCCGCAUGUACCAUUUCUACCAAGAUUUGAAAUACCUCUUCGGAUGUCCCCACGUCCAAGAGCGAGUCAGAUCCGAGCCUCGAUAUUUGAUGCAGUUCCUGGACCUGGUGAAGCUCCACCAGUGCAUCGGGCCAAAUGUGCGAGCAGUAGUUGAGCAUGUUGAGUACGAGGCAGACUCUUGGAUAACGGCCUCGUUGGUCACACGGCAGAUCAACCUGCAAGCAAGGAAUUUAGUCGAGGCAUUCAGAGACUGUCAGCCCGACGAAAUACAUUAUCUCCAGGACGCAAUUCGCUUUACGGCAAAGACUGUGAUUUUGAACUCGACGGGCGCAGAACGUCACAGAUUCAAGCAAGGAGAGAUCAAGGACGAGGUCAAGUUCAAGACACUAAGCGACUUUGAGUUUGAUGCGGAGAACACUUCCUACCAAGUAGUCAAGUUCGUCGUUGAGAAGGAUUCCAUCAGCUUCCACCAUGCUCUGCACUACACCUUGUCCUGGCUUAUUGAAUGCGGUCGUUCACUUCCUGCAUCCGACAUUCGAACCUUGAUGAGCUUUACCGGCCAAGAACUUAGAUCAAAGCCAAGAUUGAUGGGACGGCCGCAGAUCCCAAGGAAGGAUUAUGACCCCGAGGACUACCUCAUGGCUGCCUUUGAUUUCCCUCUGCGAGUUUGCGCUUGGCUGGCGCAGAUCAAAGCCAAUAUGUGGGUUCGAAAUGGAAUAAGCUUGAGGCACCAAGCCAGCACAUAUCGAGGUGUUGGGCAGAGGGACGUAUCACACCACCGGGAUAUUUUUCUUCUUCAGACGGCAAUGGUUGUGUGCAAUCCAAGCCGAGUACUUGCAUCCAUCAUUGACCGGUUCGGUAUGGACGGCUGGGUGAAGGGGUUGUUUGAGCUCAAAUCCGAAGCGCAGGAUGACGCGCAACACCUUGACAUUGUUGAGGACAUGAUUCAUCUUCUCAUCGUCCUCUUGAGCGAUCGGACUUCACUCAUUGCCCCUGAAGAUGAGCCAAACUCAAGAAUUCUUGCAAUGCGACGAGACAUCACGCAUGUCUUGUGCUUCAAACCGCUAUCUUUCAACGAGAUAUGUGGUAAGCUGCCCGAAAGGUAUCAAGAGCAGGAGGACUUCCACCGAGUCUUGGACGAAAUGGCGACUUUCAAACCUCCCGAAGGCAUUUCUGACGUGGGCACUUUCGAGUUGCGUCAAGAAUUCAUCGAGGAGAUUGACCCCUACAUUGCACACUACAACAAAAACCAGCGGGAGGAGUCCGAGAUGGCAUAUCGCAAGAAGAUGGCCAAGAAGACUGGCAAGACAAUCGAAGAGAUCGUCUAUGAACCCAAGCACCGGCCUGUGCCAUCAGGCUUGUUUGAAAAUUUGGGGCAAUUCACAAACACCGGCAUGUUUGCCCAAAUCAUUUACUACUCACUUUUGUAUCCUCUUGUGGCCCAAAAGUUUACACCUUCUGUGCCAUUUACCCGGUUAGAGACGUUCUUACAAGUCGUUCUCCAUCUGACUCUCAUUGCAAUUCUCGAGGACAAGUCCAAUGAAUCGGAACCAGUUGCCGGACAGCCGUCAAACUCAUUUGUUCAAACUGCUCUCGCCACCGUGGCUCGCAGCAAUUUCAUGCCAGAGGCGAACAACUCUCGAACCAUUGUAUCUCUCCUGACCCUGAUGUCGAACAAGGACGAAUUCAAAGCGGUUCACCCCAAGAUUGCUCUAGUCUUGAGACGACUGAGGCAAAAGCGACCGCAAGCAUUCGAGUCUUCUUUUGUGAGCCUCGGCAUCCCGGUAGACCGUGUUGAUACCGCCUCUCCGGCCAACAAGUCGGUUGAAGAAGAGCGGGAAAGGCGGAAAAAGGCUGCCUUGAGUCGGCAGGCCAAGGUCAUGGCGCAGUUUCAGCAACAACAGAAAAGCUUUCUCGAGAACCAGGCAGGCCUCGAUUGGGGCUCUGACUUGGAUGACGAUGAGGACGAAAUGGGGCAGUCUGAGGACCGAAAGCAUAAUUGGAAGUAUCCAACGGGGACUUGCAUCUUAUGCCAGGAGGACGCAGACGACAGGAGGCUCUAUGGCACAUUUGCUCUUCUCAACGAAAGCCGCGUGCUCCGUCAAACUGACUUUCAGGACCCUGAGUUGGUAAGAGAAGCUUCGCAAACGCCCUGCAACCUCGAUCGAUCUGCCGAAGACAUUCGGCCUUUUGGAAUCGCGCAUGAGAAUCGUAGGAUGGUCGAGAAGCUAAAUAUAAACGGAGAGACGUUUCUGGCCGAACGCCAAACCAUUGGCAAGGGCUUCAAGGCCAACCUGUCCAGACCUGGCCCGGUUGCCAGCGGAUGUGGGCAUAUGAUGCAUUACCGAUGCUUUGAAAUGUAUUACGAGGCAACAAAUCGCCGGCAUACGCAUCAGAUUGCAAGACACCAUCCAGAAGACACAAGGCGCAACGAGUUUGUGUGCCCGUUGUGUAAAGCUCUCGGCAACGCAUUUCUCCCCAUUGUAUGGAAAGGACUGGAAGAAUCGUACCCGAGCUAUUUGCAACCCUCCAAAUCGUUUGGGGAUUUCCUUGACCUGAAGAUGGGUUCAGCAUAUUGGCUGCAAGGGGGUAAGGCCCCCGAGGUCGACUCGCCCAGGGUACCGAAUAUGUACACGCCGAGCGUACCAGGCAGUCUGGUCGAAAGUUUGACGAACCAGCAACCGGAUACAGAGAUUUCAUGGGGGAGAGACGACCCUGACUCGCAGUCUUCUGUGCUGGGAACACCGGCAAGCUCCUCAUUCUCCAACGCCGGCACGCCAGAGCCUGGUUACUCUUUGGCAGCUGCCGGGCCCAGCAGUCAACUUCUGGGAGACUUGAAGGCGGCAUAUCGACGGCUUCGAGAUACGCUGCGAAUGAAUGGGCUGCGCACUCGGCACCCAUUUGAUGUCAAGGCAACCGGGGGAGACGAGCUUUACUUCAGCGACACUCUUGUUCAAGUCAUCGGCUUCACCAUAUCAUCUGUGGAAAUCCAGCAACGCGGUGUCGAAGUCCAACCAGGCCUGACAUUAUUGGAUAAAAUCCCCGAACAAGUGCUCAUCCACUUGCGAGUUCUUGCGGAAACCGCUUCGUCUUACAUAGCCGUCGGAGCAGGCCAUACAGACGGAGCUCCCAAUCGUAUCGUAGACGAGUUCACCAUCGACAGCGAGAGACAGCACUGCCAGCUAUUCGUGUGUCGAUAUGUUGGGAACCAGGACCUGCUAGCGGCUACUUCUGUUCUUCGGCCUCUGGACGCCUAUCGCCCCUUGCUAAGCCUUGAUCCAUUCACUUUCCUGGUUGAAUGCGCAUAUGGCCUGGUCCCUGCCUACAGCGCCGAGAUUUCUCAUCUGCUCAGGCUAUGUUAUCUGGCGGAACUUGUCAAGGUCGUCUUCCACAUGGGACGAAACAUUCCAUUCAGCAUGUGGAUCGAGGGACUUGCCGGCAAGCAAUCGCAGGAUGCGGCCAUGAUCAACUUUGCCAACUUUGCGCUUGCAAUCACCAAAUGCGGGAUGGAACUCGAGGUGGCAAACUUUGGCAAGACCAGCGACAAUGAGGAAGAGAAUAAGGGCUUCCAACAGCCGGGCGUGGAUAGUCUGGAAGGCUGGUACACCUUUGUGAAGAAGUAUGCGCUGACUUUUUUGCGGAAAAGUGUGGUCUUCUUGUACGUCAAGUACGGUGUCGACUUCAACAGCCAUGUUUCGUCAGGCCAGGAUGCAGAUUCGGACGAGCUUGAUCGACUGACAGAGGCUCUCCGUCUGCCCAGUUUUGACGAAAUGUGCGCCUCUGUGACGGAAAAUGCCUCUGCGUGCGGCUGGCCGAUGACAACGUCCGACCUGGUUUCAGGCUGGAUCAAGCACCAAGUUGUUUGGCCAAACGGAUACGGGGACAUGAGCGAAUCCGCUCUGGUCAGCCAUCCAGGCAUUUUCGAACUGAUCGGACUCCCCAAGACCUACGACACGCUGAUUGAAGAGUCAAUCAGGAGAAGGUGCCCAUCUACCGGCAAGGACCUGACAGAUCCUGUCAUUUGCCUGUUCUGCGGCGAAAUCUUUUGCAGCCAGAGCAACUGUUGUCAGAAGCCGGAGACUGUCGGUCGGGAAACGACGAAGAUUGGCGGUGCACAACAGCACAUGCGAAGGUGCCAAAAGAAUAUCGGAGUAUACUUGAACGUACGGAAGUGCUCGAUAGUGUACCUUUUCCGACAAUCUGGGUCAUACGCGCCAGCGCCUUAUAUCGACAAAUACGGCGAGACGGAUCCUCAGCUGCGUCACGGCCGACAGCUCUUCUUGAACCAAAAGAGAUAUGACUCGAUGAUACGGAACACAGUACUGAACCACGGUGUGCCGAGUCUUAUCAGCCGCAGGUUGGAGGCUGAGAUUAACAAUGGAGGUUGGGAUACCCUGUGA
Molecule: messenger RNA, 6444 nt
Organism: Metarhizium album ARSEF 1941
Lineage: Eukaryota; Fungi; Ascomycota; Sordariomycetes; Hypocreales; Clavicipitaceae
Product: E3 ubiquitin-protein ligase ubr11
Exons: 2
Coding region: 1-6444 (2147 amino acids)
Biological process (GO): ubiquitin-dependent protein catabolic process via the N-end rule pathway; protein ubiquitination
Cellular component (GO): ubiquitin ligase complex; cytoplasm
Molecular function (GO): zinc ion binding; ubiquitin protein ligase activity
Source: RefSeq, a predicted model, not a curated record